This is a messenger RNA of Nothoprocta perdicaria, 2432 nucleotides long. It is a transcript of the gene TMEM86A, whose product is annotated as transmembrane protein 86A. The record is from RefSeq and is a predicted model, not a curated record. Lineage: Eukaryota; Metazoa; Chordata; Aves; Tinamiformes; Tinamidae. Bases 24 to 737 code for a protein of 237 amino acids. Gene Ontology annotation, cellular component: membrane. The transcript has 3 exons.
GACACACGGCGACCGCCGCAGACAUGGUGUCCCCUGUCACCGUGGUGAAGAGUGAAGGCCCUAAACUGGUGCCCUUCUUCAAAGCCACUUGUGUCUAUUUUGUCCUCUGGCUGCCAACUUCCAGUCCUUCGUGGUUCAGUGCCCUCAUCAAAUGUCUGCCCAUCUUCUGCUUGUGGGUUUUCCUCCUGGCUCAUGGAAUCAACUUCUUAGUCGCACACCGGAGCGCCAGCCGCAUCCUGGCGGGACUCAUAUUCUCGGCAGUAGGAGAUGCCUUUCUCAUCUGGCAGGAGCAGGGCUACUUCAUUCACGGUCUGCUGAUGUUCGCCAUCACCCACAUCCUGUACUCCUCGGCCUUCGGCAUGAAGCCUUUGGACCUGAAAGCUGGCCUGCUCAUGGGCCUCGUUUCCAGCUCCUGUUAUGCCUUCCUGUACUCCUACCUCUCGGGCCCCUUCACCUACUUGGUGGCCGUCUACAUCGCCUUGAUUGGCUUCAUGGGCUGGCGGGCGGUGGCCGGCAUGCAGCUCUGCAACGACCUCUGGACGUGGACCAAGCUCUCGGCCUGCAUUGGCGCCAUGCUCUUCAUGGUGUCGGACCUGACCAUUGCAGUCAACAAGUUCUGCUUCCCCGUGCCCUACUCACGGGUCAUCAUCAUGGCCACUUACUAUGCAGCCCAAAUGCUUAUUGCACUGUCCGCUGUAGAGAGCAGAGAGGACGAGGACUUCAGAAAGAGGAACUAGGUGUAGUGCCAAUAGCUUGUGGACAAUAUGGGUUAUAUCUCAGGUGUUGUAGCUGCAUUCACCCCUGAGAGAGAUCUCCAUUUCUCUAGGCACGUUGGUGAUGUUGAUUUUGCUUCUUUGAAGCGUUACCUUUGGGGCUUUUUUUUCUGUGGCUUUCUCUGAGUACUGCUUACUUCAGUGUGGAGCCCACAGCGAGAAGCUUAGACUGUCCCUGCAGUAGCUGCUCGUUGAACUGUUCCUCUCUGGAAGUGCUGUACGACUGCACUGCGUUUGUUAGUCCUGAAACUGAGGCUGAGCAUCUGGGAAGAGGGAGGCUGCUGGAGAGGAGGUUCGGCAGUGCGCUGUGCUAGGAGACUUGCCUUCGUAGGGGGCACACGGGCCCACAUCUCUGUUAAAUAGGUAAAAAUUAAUUUAAUUGGUAUUCCAGCUGGUCUCUCCUUUAGUGCGUUGCGAGCUCRGCAAGCAAAGUGGAGCUACCAGAGCCUCUGCUGAGAAGCAGCUCAGAAGCAGAGCACAAGGAGCACUGGCAGUUGCAGGCUGAGCUUUGGAGGCAAGAACAGCGCGCGGGCCAGGCCGGGCAGAGCCAGGUGACAGCGGGACAGCGGCAGGGAGCAGGCGCAAGGGGCGCCCUGCGAGGCGGUGCUGGCCGCUUCCGUUGCACCCUCCCGGCUCCGGAGCGCCUCUGUGGAUGGGUCUCUGUGCUAAUGUGGCAGCAGGAGCAAUUUCAGGGAAAUCCACGUAGCCAGGCCAGUGUGUCCUCCCUGUGCCACAUGUACAUGGUUAUACGGUGCYAGCAGCCACCAGUGACAGCCGAGGUGUGCCAGGAAUGCAAAGAACUGUGAAGGCKGCAGAAGGGCUUUGAGGAGCUAUCGUACAAAUACACCUCCUCUCUGGCUCCUUCACGUGGCAGAUGGGAUCUAUCCUUUAUGCCUUUCUUCCUCAGSAUUUUCACAAAUAAUACUCUACUUACCCCUCAAGCUCUUGCAGCGCUGCUGCUCGCAGUACUGCUCCCAGAUCUCCCCACAAGCGUUUCCCCUGUCUGAGGGCAGCUAAUCAAGGCCCUCAUUUUGGCUGUAGGCAGUUGCUGCCUUUCACCGACCAGUAGUCCGUGAUCCGCAUGGCAGCCCUUGCUCUUGGAGCCUCCUGGUGCUCCAAGCGCCUGCCACUUCYUUUGGCACCAGGAACGUGCAAGCCCGGGGGCGGGAAAGCCAGUUUAAUUCACAGCCCCCUUCUCCGCUCUGUUUGUCCGCAUGCUGACCCAACUUAAGUUGGAUUACUUCCAACUUAAAACUUUCUUAAAAAGAUAUAGAAAGGAGCAGCCCUAUUAACUAAAGCAAGUKCAUUUGGGAUCAUAUUUUUCCUCUUCCCUAAGAUACCUUACAGUGAGCUCUCUUUCUGCUUGAAACUUUCUUGAAUGCGUUGUUCCUUUCAGCCCACGCUCCUGGGACCAUUCCUGGGGCCCGAGGUGCUCCCUGCGGGCUCGUUUCAAGGUGCAACUAGUGCCCUGAGCAGGGUGAAGGAGGCUCCCUGGGGCUGGCACCUCCUCCAGCCCAAACAAGCAGGCGCAUGGCUCCAACAAGCCCUUCAGUACRCCCACCUGGGCAGGGCAAAUUGAGUGUCCAGAGUGUCCUCGCAGGUUGGAUGUCACUGUUGUCUCCAGGCCUGGYGUGCUUGGCGCAUUCCCACUGAACGCCU